Molecule: messenger RNA, 2628 nt
Organism: Emiliania huxleyi CCMP1516
Lineage: Eukaryota; Haptophyta; Isochrysidales; Noelaerhabdaceae
Exons: 6
Coding region: 1-2628 (875 amino acids)
Biological process (GO): protein import into nucleus
Cellular component (GO): cytoplasm; nuclear membrane
Source: RefSeq, a predicted model, not a curated record
AUGGGCGUACUAGCAUCCGACGUGGAGCGCGCCUGCCACACCCUCUGGAGCACGUCCGACGCGGCGCUCCGCCGCGAGGCCGACCGCUGGCUCACAGAGUGGCAGCAGUCGCAGGCUUCGUGGGAGGCGGCGCUCGCGCUUGCUCAGGCAACGCCGCCGCCGCCACUGCCACCGCACCACCCCACACGCGCUGGCACCGCGUCCGAGCUUCGCCUCUUCGGGGCCGCCGUCCUCUACAACAAGUGCCGUCGCGGGGGAGCGGCGGCGCUCUCGCCGGCAGCCGCGGCAGGCUUGCGGGCAGAGCUGCUGAGGCUGGCGGCGGCCGCAGGCUGCGACGUCCGCCUGCGCGCAAAGCUCUGCCGUGCCGUGGCCACGCUGGCCUCGGCGCCCAGCGGGCGGCCGGCCACCGAGCACGACACUCCCGCGCUGCUGCACGAGGCGCUCGUCGCCGGGCUGCCGGCGGCCAGCGCGCUGGAGCUGGUGGGCCUCGUUGCAGAGGAGGCGGCGGAGGGCGAGGUGAGGGAGGCCGAGGUGCAGGCGGUGCAGGCCCUGCUCCUGCGCUGCCUCGCCCACGCCUUCGAGCCGAGCCGCCCGCCACCCGCCGCUGUCCCCGCCAACGCCGCGCCUGCGCUCGCCUCGCCCGCCGCGCGCUCGGCGGCGCUGGGCGCGCUCUCGGCGUGGGCGUCCGUGCCGGCGGCGGAGGCGGUAACCGUGGCGAUCCUCGCCGAGACGCCCGUGUUUGUCCCCCUCCUGAGGCUGCUCGCCUCCUCUGGCGGGGCCAGCCCCGGCGGCUCGAGCGGCGGCGCGGCUCACUCGAGCGAGGCGCUCGCUGCGGCGGAGCUGCUCGAGGCGGCGGUCGAGGCGGAGCCUCGCGACGGGUGCGGAGGGUACAUGUACCUGUCGGCGGGACGCGACGACGGCGUGUCGGCCCUCGCCGGCGUCUGGCACAUCGGCCGCGCGUUGCUCUCGCGCCUCGUCGCGAGCGAGGACGGCGUCCUGCUGGUCCGCGGCGUGGGCCCGACGACGCAGCUCCGCGCCUUGCUCGCGCCCGCCCUCUGCGCCGCCGCGGAGCUCGACUCCGCCACGGUGCCUGCGCAAGCCCUCGUGGCGCUUCGCGGCGCGGCGGACGCCGUCGCUGGCGGCGAUCAUCGGGCCAGAAGCUCGUGGCGGGCGGCCGAAGUGGCGUUGUGGGCCGCCGCAGUGACGGCGCACUUGGUGCCACCGCCCAUGCCUCCGAUCGUCGGCGCAGAGCGGAGCGCAGAGCCAACCUCCGCCGAGGCGGCCGUGGCGGAGCUGCUCGAGGCUGCCCUCGGCGCGCCGUUCGAGGCUCUGCUCGCGCCCGGUGCCGUUCGCCCUGUCGUCGCCGCUCUGGCACACGCCACGCGCCACGCGUCGGACUUUGCUGUCGAGGCUGCCGCAGAGGCGUUGCACGCAGUUGCAAUCGGGGCCGCCGCCACCAUCGCCGCGGACGGCCAUGCGCUCGAGGGCAUCCUCGCAGCGGCGCAGCGGCCCGCGAUGUGCGACGGCGCCGCGGCUGGCGCGAGCGGGAUGACGCCCGAGGGAGCUGCAGACCGCUGGACGCUCGUCGAGACGUGUGCGGUUCUCGCUGCUGCGCUGCGGCCGCUCGGGCCCCAUCAGCUGGCGGGUCAGUUCAGCGAGCUGGGAGGCAUCGGCGAGGCCUUUCUGCAGCAGUUGUGGCCGCUCUGGGGCCGCGCGUUCCGGCUCGCGUGGCGGUCGGCACUUUCCACAGUCGAUGCCGAAGGCGACGGAGAGCCCGAUCCGGCCGUCGACGCGACAUGCUCGCUCGCGACCGCGUGCGUGUGGAGCGCCGAGCGUGGGUCCUUCCGACCGCUGGUGGAGGCGACCACCGCGGCCGUCGUCGAGGCGAUGCGUGCCGCCGCCGCUGCCGAAAUCGACGCUCGGACUUCUUGCGCGGUGUUGCUGCCAUGCACGUCGCUCGUCGCUUCCACCCUCGCGGCAGCCGCUUCAGACGACCCGGCGGCAGCUGUCGUCUUCGCGGGAGUGAUUGAUGAGGCGGUGGCCACGUCGCACCGUUUGCUCUGUGAAGUAGAGCGCGCGCCGCUUUGCGAGGCCGUCAUGUCCCUCGCGGCGCGUGCAGUCCACCUACAGCCUCUCGCGGUGCCGCACGCUCGCUCCUUGGGCGAGCUCCUCGCUGUUGCCUGCCACUUGCUCUCGUCGGCCGAGCCGGGGGAGGCCACGGCCGUCGCGUCCGUCGCGCUGGUGCUCUCCAUGGCACGCGGAUGCAGCGGUGCGGACGAGGCCGCGGCCGCAAGGACUUUGAGCGCCCUCCUAUGCGGGGACGCGGCGCGCCUCAUGCACGCGCUGCUCCUGGCCGCAGCUCGGGGCGCGCCGCGGCACGCUUUGCCCAGGAUCGGCGAGGCUUUCGCUCUCUGCCUCGAGCUGCCGGGGUGGGCACAGGCCGACGCGAUCGCCACUUGGGCCGCAAGCACGAAUGCUGCCCACGCGCUCCCGGCUCGCGAUGCUCUAGUCGCCGUUCUGUGCACAAAUGGCGCGCCAAGCAUGGCAAGGCGAGGGCUCGUGGUCGAGGCCGUGGUGGAUUACGGCCAUGCUUGCCGCAGAGAUCUGUUCCCGUAUGGCCAGUACUAG